This is a messenger RNA of Otolemur garnettii (small-eared galago), 1326 nucleotides long. It is a transcript of the gene SYT6, whose product is annotated as synaptotagmin 6. The transcript has 6 exons. Gene Ontology annotation, cellular component: membrane. Bases 16 to 1326 code for a protein of 436 amino acids. The record is from RefSeq and is a predicted model, not a curated record. Gene Ontology annotation, molecular function: calcium ion binding; syntaxin binding; calcium-dependent phospholipid binding. Lineage: Eukaryota; Metazoa; Chordata; Mammalia; Primates; Galagidae. Gene Ontology annotation, biological process: calcium-ion regulated exocytosis; regulation of calcium ion-dependent exocytosis; cellular response to calcium ion.
UGGAAGCUGUGCUGGAUGCCCUGGAGGAACAAGGAGACCUCCAGUCCCUCCUCUGCUAACCCCACCUUGGAGGCCCUCCAGAGCCCCAGCUCCAGAGGCACCAUGGCAGACAAGCUGAAGGACCCAAGCGCCCUGGGCUUCUUGGAGGCGGCUGUGAAGAUCAGCCACACGUCCCCAGACAUCCCAGCCGAGGUGCAGAUGUCGGUGAAGGAGCACAUCAUGCGUCACACGCGGCUGCAGCGACAAACCACAGAGCCAGCGUCAUCCACCAGGCACACGUCCUUCAAGCGCCACCUGCCUCGGCAGAUGCACGUCUCCAGCGUAGAUUACGGCAAUGAGCUGCCGCCGGCAGCCGAGCAGCCCACCAGCAUCGGCCGCAUCAAGCCUGAGCUGUACAAGCAGAAGUCAGUGGAUGGGGACGACGCCAAGUCCGAGGCCACCAAGAGCUGCGGGAAGAUCAACUUCAGCCUGCGCUACGACUAUGAGACCGAGACCCUGAUCGUGCGCAUCCUGAAGGCCUUCGACCUUCCUGCCAAGGACUUCUGUGGAAGCUCCGACCCUUACGUCAAGAUCUACCUCCUGCCCGACCGCAAGUGCAAGCUGCAGACCCGGGUGCACCGCAAGACCCUGAACCCCACCUUUGACGAGAACUUCCACUUCCCUGUGCCCUACGAGGAGCUGGCUGACCGCAAGCUGCACCUCAGCGUCUUCGACUUCGACCGCUUCUCCCGCCACGACAUGAUCGGUGAGGUCAUCCUGGACAACCUCUUUGAGGCCUCUGACCUGUCCCGGGAGACUUCCAUCUGGAAGGACAUCCAGUAUGCCACGACUGAAAGCGUGGACUUGGGUGAGAUCAUGUUCUCCCUCUGUUACCUGCCCACAGCAGGCAGGCUCACCCUCACGGUCAUCAAAUGUCGGAACCUCAAGGCGAUGGACAUCACAGGCUACUCAGAUCCGUAUGUCAAAGUGUCCCUGCUUUGUGAUGGGCGGAGGCUGAAGAAGAAGAAAACAACCAUCAAGAAGAACACUCUCAAUCCUGUCUACAACGAGGCCGUCAUCUUUGACAUCCCUCCGGAGAACAUGGACCAAGUCAGCCUGCUCAUCUCGGUGAUGGAUUAUGACCGAGUGGGCCACAAUGAGAUCAUAGGAGUCUGCCGUGUGGGGAUCAAUGCUGAAGGCCUGGGCAGGGACCACUGGAAUGAGAUGCUGGCGUACCCUCGGAAGCCCAUUGCACACUGGCACUCCUUGGUGGAGUGGCAGGGCCGAGCUGCCAGCUUUGACAGUGAGAGCUCCUGUCCGUCUCCGAAACCACCUCCGACACCAUGA